Messenger RNA from Medioppia subpectinata, 585 nucleotides. The record is from the annotation of a GenBank genome assembly. Lineage: Eukaryota; Metazoa; Arthropoda; Arachnida; Sarcoptiformes; Oppiidae.
CAAAAGUCCUGCCGAUUGCCCGACUGUUUCUGCGCCGGCACUGAUAUACCCGGUAACAUACCGGUGAGCCAAAUGCCCCAAAUCAUCCUGAUCACUUUUGACGACGCCAUCAAUGACAUCAAUUGGCACAUCUAUGACGAGGUGUUUCAGCCGCACCGCACGAACCCCAACGGGUGUCCAAUACGGGCCACUUUCUACGUGUCGCACGAGUGGACCGAUUACGGUCAGGUGCAGACACUGUACUCCCGGGGCCACGAAAUGGCCUCACACUCUGUCACGCAUAGUUUUGGCGAGAGGUUCAGCAAAAGCCAGUGGCAUAAAGAGAUCAAUGGUCAGCGAGAGAUACUGCACUUGUAUGGGGGCGUCAAUAUGGAGGACAUCCGCGGUAUGAGAUCCCCUUUCCUCCAGGGAGGGGGUAAUAAGCAGUUUGAGAUGCUAUACGAGGCCAACUUCACCUACGACUCGACCAUGCCCAUUUUUGAGAACAGCCCCCCGUACUGGCCCUUCACACUGGACUUUGCCUCCAAUCACGAGUGUAUGAUCGCUCCCUGUCCCACCAAAUCGUUCCCGGUACUGUAUAACUGA